GCGGAAGGGAUUGGCCGAGGCGGCGCAGGCGGUGCAGCCCGGCCGGCUGGCUGCUCCGCUCCCUUUCUCUCAGCAUCUUCCCGGGAGCCCGUAGGUGAAGCCGCGCGGCAGCAUCCAUGGCCUGCCUUUGGGGCUGACACGCGUCGCCUUUGGCUCGGGCAGCAGCGGACCGAACCCACCUCGGCGGCGGCGGCGGCGGCGGCGGCGCGAGGACCUGGCUGGGACCCGGAAUCGUAUCCCCGGUGCUUGGUUUUCAGACUCCUCGGAAAUUAAGGAAUGCAAUUCUGCCACCAUGAUGGAAGGAUUGAAAAAACGUACAAGAAAGGCCUUUGGAAUACGGAAGAAAGAAAAGGACACUGAUUCUACCGGUUCACCAGAUAGAGAUGGAAUUCAGGGGAAAAAAAAGACCCAGAAGACGCAGCUUCUCCUCACCUCUUGCUUCUGGCUCAGAGCCCUCUCGUUAACUCUGUCUCAGAAGAAAAGCAAUGGAGCACCAAAUGGAUUUUAUGCAGAAAUUGAUUGGGAAAGAUAUAACUCCCCUGAACUGGAUGAAGAAGGCUACAGCAUCAGACCCGAGGAACCCGGCUCUACCAAAGGAAAGCACUUUUAUUCUUCAAGUGAAUCGGAAGAGGAAGAAGAAUCACACAAGAAAUUUAAUAUCAAGAUUAAACCAUUGCAAUCUAAAGACAUUCUUAAGAACACUGCGACCGUAGACGAACUGAAGGCGUCAAUAGGCAACAUUGCGCUUUCUCCGUCACCAGUGAGGAAAAGUCCGAGGCGCAGCCCGGGUGCAAUUAAAAGGAACUUAUCCAGUGAAGAAGUGGCAAGACCCAGGCGUUCCACACCAACCCCAGAACUUAUAAGCAAAAAGCCUCCAGAUGACACGAUGGCUCUUGCUCCCCUCUUUGGCCCACCGUUGGAAUCAGCUUUCGAUGAACAGAAGACGGAAGUUCUUUUAGAUCAGCCUGAGAUAUGGGGUUCAGGCCAACCAAUUAAUCCGAGCAUGGAGUCGCCAAAGUUAACAAGGCCUUUUCCCACUGGAACACCUCCUCCACUGCCUCCUAAAAACGUGCCAGCCACCCCACCCCGAACGGGCUCCCCCCUAACGGUUGCACCAGGAAAUGACCAGUCAGCCACAGAGGUCACAAUCGAAAAACUACCAUCAAUCAAUGACCUGGACAGCAUUUUUGGCCCAGUGUUGUCCCCCAAGUCUGUUGCUGUCAGUGCUGAAGAGAAGUGGGUUCAUUUUUCCGACACGUCCCCGGAACAUGCUCCUCCAGAGUCGGCUCCAAGGGAAAAGGCGGUGUCCCCCCCGGCGGCGCCAGACAGCCCGGCUGACGCCCCAGCCCCCGGGCCGCCUGGCCCCCCGGGGCCUCCCGGGCCUUCUCGACACGUCCCAUCGCCGCUCGAUUUAGAAGACGUCCAGAAGAAAGUCGCCGAGCAGACCUUCAUCAAGGAUGAUUACUUAGACACAAUCUCAUCUCCCAAAGAUUUUGGGUUGGGACAGAGAGCCACCCCGCCUCCCCCGCCACCACCCACCUACAGGACCGUGGUUUCGUCCCCCGGACCUGGCUCGGGCCCUCCGGCGGGGACCACCAGUGGUGCGUCCUCCCCAGCUCGACCGGCCACUCCUCUGGUUCCUAGCAGCAGCACCACUCCACCCCCACCUCCUCCCCGGCCUCCGUCUCGGCCAAAGCUACCUCCGGGAAAGCCUGGAGUCGGAGAUGUGUCUAGACCUUUCAGCCCUCCCAUCCAUUCUUCCAGCCCUCCUCCAAUAGCACCCCUUGCGCGGGCUGAAAGCACCUCUUCAAUCUCAUCGACCAAUUCCCUGAGUGCAGCCACCACUCCCACAGUUGAGAAUGAACAGCCUUCCCUCGUUUGGUUUGACAGAGGAAAGUUUUAUUUGACUUUUGAAGGCUCUUCCAGAGGCCCCAGCCCCCUCACCAUGGGCGCCCAGGACACUCUCCCUGUCGCUGCAGCAUUUACAGAAACGGUCAAUGCCUACUUCAAAGGAGCUGAUCCAAGCAAAUGUAUCGUUAAGAUUACUGGAGAAAUGGUACUGUCCUUUCCUGCCGGCAUCACCAGACAUUUUGCCAACAACCCGUCCCCAGCAGCUCUGACUUUUCGGGUGAUAAAUUUCAGCAGGUUAGAACACGUCCUGCCAAACCCCCAACUUCUCUGCUGUGAUAAUACACAAAACGAUGCCAAUACCAAGGAAUUCUGGGUAAACAUGCCAAAUUUGAUGACUCACCUAAAGAAAGUAUCCGAACAAAAACCCCAGGCUACAUAUUAUAAUGUGGACAUGCUCAAAUAUCAGGUGUCUGCCCAGGGCAUUCAGUCCACGCCUCUGAACCUGGCAGUGAACUGGCGAUGUGAGCCAGCGAGCACUGACCUGCGCAUAGAUUACAAAUACAAUACGGAUGCGAUGACAACCGCCGUGGCACUCAACAACGUGCAGUUCGUGGUCCCCAUCGACGGAGGAGUCACCAAGCUCCAGGCUGUGCUCCCACCAGCAGUCUGGAAUGCUGAACAACAAAGAAUAUUGUGGAAGAUUCCUGAUAUCUCUCAGAAGUCAGAAAAUGGAGGGGUGGGUUCUUUGUUGGCAAGAUUUCAGUUAUCUGAAGGCCCAAGCAAACCUUCCCCGUUGGUUGUGCAGUUCACAAGUGAAGGAAGCACUCUUUCUGGCUGUGACAUUGAACUUGUUGGAGCAGGGUAUCGAUUUUCACUCAUCAAGAAAAGGUUUGCUGCAGGAAAAUACUUGGCAGAUAACUGAUAAAAUCUUAUGCAAGGAUGUGGAGGAUCAUUUAAUGGAGAACUGUUGUAUGAGAAACAGGUUUUAAUUUUGGUUUGAUGAAAACAAACCAACAUCUGCACUUGGGAUGGAACAGCUGGAAAGUGGACACCUUUCAGUCGUGAUCUCCCUCCCACAGUACCAUGAUGACCAGUCCUACAGUAUUUACUUCUAGGUGUAAUAUUGUUAAUGGUUUUAAAAUGUAAUUAUUGUAUUUGUAAAUUGUACUCUCAUUCCAGUAAGGCAGUUAGACACUUGAGUUUUAGCAUUUUACCAUUCCUGAAAUGGAUGUAAUUUAAACUGUGGUAUGUAAAUUUAAUAGUAGUACUGUCGAGUGGCACAAUGCUUACAGAGGUAGAUUGCAUUUUGUCAAUAUAUAAAAUUUAAAUAUAAUAUUGCUAGCUGUCACAAGGGGGUGCCACAUAUAAAGAAACUUACACGGAACCAGAAGAAAAAGAAACAAGCUUACUUUUCUUCAAUCCUUAGUCUGUUUUACUCUAGUGCUAAAUAAAAAUUCUAUCUUCAAAAGUUUAGUGGGUUAAAUCCAGAAGCUAUUUCAGAAAAAAAUUCUAAGGUUACAGCAUAUUCAAAGAAAAGGAUUAAUUACCACUUUUUAAAAAGCUUUUUUUUCAAACUGCAAAUUUCAUAGAAAUGCAAACUGUGUAAACAAGGCCUCUUAUUUUUAUAACUUGUGUAAAAAGGGAAAGCAAUUCAUAUUUAAAGUUUAAGUAUAUUAAAUUAUAAUCAAGAGUAAAGAAGCUGUUGAAGUCUUAACUAUUUCCCCCCUCUACAGUUUAAAAAAUGUAGAGAUUGCUGAAUAAUCAGUCAGACUGGAACCAAAAUUGUGAUGUUAAGAUUUCAAGGCUUUCCAUAGUUGGACGGGUUAACAACUUUUGCAUAAUUGCUCUGAACAGAUGGUCUCAUUCAUCCACAUGGGGCAAUGAUACCUCGUGUCUUCCUCUUUACCCACAGGAAUCAAAACACUGGGAUUAAGGACCUUAGGAAGAAAAAUAUUUUAGUCCCCUGUUUAGACCCAGAAGGAGAAUUGUAUCAUCAUUUAUACCAUGUGAGAAGGAAAAAAAUAAGCUUUAUAAAUGAAAUUCUAUUCAUGUUGUUCUGUAAUAAAUUUCCUUUUAGGUGAUUGAUUCAUUAACCAGAGCUAUAAAUCUUUGUCUUUCUUGGAGAAUCAGGUGGAGAGUUACCAAAAAUUUAUGUCAUUUCAUUGCUGCAAGAUAUUACAACAACCGUAAUUACUGAACCUGGCCACACAAUGUGAGCGUUCAGGGAAAUUCUCCAUCAGGAGUCUCUAUCAUCAGGCCUUCCCCAUUAAGACCUGAGACCAUUCGUCUUCCUUUAAGUCAUAGAACUUAUUUUAAACAAAAGCCAAUUCCUGUUAUAGUUUAUACUAUUAUGUAACAAAAAAUAUCACAUUGUUACACGUAUCAUUAGUUGCUAAAUUUCAUUUUAUAUCCACUCAAAUUUGGCAAAGAAUCUUCAGCCCCUUUAAAUUUUCAAAUCAAACUAAAUUUUUUUAAGUCUUAAUUUUAAAAUGAGAUUGUGACUGGCAAUUGUUUGUAGUGGAACUUUUAAAAUUAAUAUUUGUACUCCUCAAUCAGUGCUUGCUACCAAGAGAAUGUGCAAAAAGAUCUGUUUUACCUUGGAAGAAUUCUUACUGUUCAAACAAACUCUCAAUUGGCUUCCUAAAGCAGUCAGGUGUUGAAGUUUCUUUGAACAAACUAAUUAAUGUAUUCAUUUUAUGUAAAGAUAUUCAAUUUUCUUUUAAAACCAAAAUAGAAAGUGCAAAAUUUUAAAUUCCAUGAAAAAUGGGGAAAUGUGGAACGCUAAAACCAAUGGAGAGUAAGCAGCAGAAAAUAGAGAAUUGUCCAGCAUAUGGAUAUCAAAAUGUGUUUUUAAGUAAUCAAUUCAUGAAAAAACAUAUUGAAUAUUAACACAAAGCAUAUUAAAGUGUGUAAAUAUUA
Messenger RNA from Carlito syrichta (Philippine tarsier), 4770 nucleotides. RefSeq names its product SH3 domain GRB2 like endophilin interacting protein 1 (gene SGIP1). Gene Ontology annotation, biological process: synaptic vesicle endocytosis; clathrin coat assembly; clathrin-dependent endocytosis. Lineage: Eukaryota; Metazoa; Chordata; Mammalia; Primates; Tarsiidae. The transcript is spliced from 25 exons. The record is from RefSeq and is a predicted model, not a curated record. Gene Ontology annotation, cellular component: plasma membrane; clathrin-coated vesicle; clathrin-coated pit. Bases 293 to 2773 code for a protein of 826 amino acids.